Messenger RNA from Penicillium odoratum, 1206 nucleotides. Its product is annotated as arrestin C-terminal domain-containing protein. Gene Ontology annotation, biological process: division septum assembly. Gene Ontology annotation, cellular component: division septum. NCBI's taxonomy places the organism in Eukaryota, Fungi, Ascomycota, Eurotiomycetes, Eurotiales, Aspergillaceae. The coding region runs from base 1 to 1206 and encodes 401 amino acids. The record is from RefSeq and is a predicted model, not a curated record. The transcript has 3 exons.
AUGGCCGCCUUUGUGCGCGUUUCAGGUCCUGCAAAUGGUAACUUUCUGAUCGGCUACCCGGGCAUCUCCGCGACUAUGCCUCGCAUCGAAGGUAAAGUAGAGAUCCGCCCAAGCGUUGGUAUCUCUGCACCGGUCAAUGUUUCCCUCGUUACCAUUUCCCUCCUCCGCCGGGAGACCAUCCACCCAUCGGCCGAUUCUGUAACGAAGAAACGCCUUGCUCCGCCUCGCAAAGAACACACAGAGAUCGUGGGCAAGGAAAUGCUGUUGUUCCGAUGUCCUGCUGGCAAGGAAUAUGAAGAAGUCAUCGCGAUGGAUCUGCCGUUUGUGCUAUUCAUUCCAUUUGGUCGUGGGGGCCGCGAUCCCACACGACGGGUACCCCCAGCCAGCCUGCAGCUACCCAGCCGCACUGCCGAGACAUUCUAUGAGAUGCUGGUGACGGUACAACAGGGUCACUCCGAACAACGCAAAUAUACCUUUCCUGUCCCGAUUCAACGCUAUGACACAUUAUCUACAUUUGGCAUGUAUAAUCGACCCGAAGCGGCAGAGCGAGUAUCAGACCACUUAGUCACACUAGCCAUCUCACUCCCUCGGUGGUCCUAUGGACCUUUGGAUCCAGUGAGCGUCUAUGUGAAGCUGUCUCCAAACCAGGAUUGGAUGGGAAAGGCCCGCAAGGUCACUAUCAACAAGAUUACCAUCGGCAUUGACGAGGAGAUUAUCUACAAUCACGAGGGCGAUGAGCCUCAGCGCAAGGUCAAGACACUGGCCAAGAAGACCGAGCAUGUGGGUGUAAGAUUACCCCAGGCGGGAUAUUUGAUGAAUAUGGGACUCGUCUUCCCCGCAAAAGACAUGCGGGACUCGGAAGGGAUUUUGCCGCGCAAUCGCACGGCAUUUCCUAUGUACGGUGUGAACGGAUUCACGACUACUGGUCAUCUGUAUAAAAUCGAGUAUUAUCUCACUGUUCGCGCUCACUUGACAUCUGCACGAGAUAUUACCAUCCGACAACCCAUUGUGGUGUGUCCGCUUGACCACGCUGGGUGUAAGGAAGAAAUGGAGGCGAUUGAACAGGCCGCGAAAGAUGCAGCACAUGUCAAUCCGGACAACCCAAUGCUCCCACUCCCAUCGAUAGUGCGACCCGGUGACCCCAAUGCCCUCAGCUACAUUGGCGUCGCCAUGGUUGCCAACCAGAAGAAACUCCUGAUCGACUGA